AUGGCUUCCCUUCUCCCCCUAUUCAAGCUAAAAAAAGGUCUCAGGCAAGGGGAUCCUAUGUCACCCUUUCUCUUUGCUAUUGGAAUGGAAUACCUCUCAAGGUGUCUCUCCAACCUUGGUCCUGAAUGUAAACACCACCCAAAAUGCAAAAGACUUGGGAUUACCCAUAUGAUGUUUGCUGAUGAUCUUUUAAUGUUUUCAAGAGCUGACAAUCCCUCUAUCAUGGCUAUGUUUCAUGCUUUCACUAAGUUCUCCGCAGCUUCUGGUUUGGUGGCAAAUAUGCAGAAAAGUGAAGUGUACAUUGCAGGUGUUUCAGAUUCCUUUGCUGAGAUGCUCUCUACUGAACUAGGCAGGCUCCAACUCUUCAAGUCUGUUUUGUGUGGUAUUCAGCUGUACCGGUGUCAAAUUUUUGUCAUGCCAAAAAAGGUGAUGAAUGAGAUUCAAAGGUUGUGUAGGUGUUUCCUCUGGUCAGGUGCUGACAGUGGAUCUAGGAAAGCUCCUAUCUCAUGGGAUCAUCAAGAUAGAAUGUGGGUGAAAUGGAUGCAUGCGUAUUAUAUAAAAAACAAUGACUUCUGGUCCAUGGAUGUUCCUAAUGGGCUAACCUGGUCUAUGAGGAAGAUAUGGCACCAGAGAGAGAUACUUGCUCAAGCAGGAGCUGUUCAUACCUUUGUUCAUGGUGGCAAAUUCAGAAUCUGCAAAGCUUAUCAGUUUCUUAAACCUGAAGCUAGUACAGUAAGAUGGAAAACAAUCAUCUGCAAUAGUCAAGCUAGCCCUAAAAGUACCUUUAUUGUGUGGCUUGCUAUCCAAAACAGGCUAACCACAAAGGAUAGAUUGUUAAGCUGGAACUUGAACAUAAAUGGAACUUGUGUUCUUUGUCAUAAAUGUCCAGAGAAUGUGGCUCACCUCUUCUUUGACUGUGAGUAUUCUGCUGAAAUUUGGGAUAAGGUGAUCCAGACUUGUGGUGUUCAUAGAGUUACUCAGAACUGGACUGAGAUCAUUGAGUGGGUGGCUAAAAAGAGUAGAAGCACCAAGCUAGAUGAUGCCUAUUGA
Molecule: messenger RNA, 1050 nt
Organism: Spinacia oleracea (spinach)
Lineage: Eukaryota; Viridiplantae; Streptophyta; Magnoliopsida; Caryophyllales; Amaranthaceae
Exons: 3
Coding region: 1-1050 (349 amino acids)
Source: RefSeq, a predicted model, not a curated record